This is a messenger RNA of Ipomoea triloba (trilobed morning glory), 691 nucleotides long. RefSeq names its product iron-sulfur assembly protein IscA, chloroplastic. Gene Ontology annotation, cellular component: chloroplast stroma. The transcript is spliced from 3 exons. Bases 1 to 534 code for a protein of 177 amino acids. Gene Ontology annotation, molecular function: iron-sulfur cluster binding; protein-macromolecule adaptor activity. Gene Ontology annotation, biological process: iron-sulfur cluster assembly. NCBI's taxonomy places the organism in Eukaryota, Viridiplantae, Streptophyta, Magnoliopsida, Solanales, Convolvulaceae. The record is from RefSeq and is a predicted model, not a curated record.
AUGGCCUUCUCCGCAGCAUUCCGUUGCCCCUCUUCACCAUCUCUUUGCCGCGCGCCAAAGAUCUCUGCAAUUUCUAGCUCUCCUCCGCCUCCAUCUUCAAUCUGUUUUAGGUCCUCUCCUUCAAGUAUCAAUCGCCAGAAAUUCCCCUCUAUUCCAUUGGCUUCGGUCCAAGCACCAGCAGCAGCUGGAGAAGUUGCUCCUGCGAUUUCCUUGACAGACAAUGCUCUGAAACACCUGAAUAAGAUGAGAGCUGAGCGGAAUGAAGAUUUGUUUCUUAGGAUUGGUGUCAAGCAAGGAGGAUGCUCUGGUAUGUCUUAUACAAUGGAGUUUGAGCGCAGAGAAAAUGCUAGACCAGAUGAUUCUAUCAUUGAGUACAAUGGCUUUGUCAUUGUUUGUGAUCCGAAAAGCCUUCUCUUCCUCUUUGGGAUGCAGCUGGACUACAGUGAUGCACUCAUAGGUGGAGGAUUCUCUUUCAAGAAUCCCAACGCCACACAAACAUGUGGAUGUGGUAAAUCAUUUGCAGCAGAAAUGUGAUGACAUUCACGCUGAAUUAAUAUACUUACACUGGUAGUUCGGAUUAUAACAAUAGAUAUUGUUUCUUGCAAUUCGCACAAUUCGGUGACGCAGUAUAUGAAAAUGUGAAGACAUUGUUUUUAGUAAUCAAAUAUGGUACAGUAUUUGGUAGUGUCAA